Tuber melanosporum (Perigord truffle) is the source of this 1077-nucleotide messenger RNA. RefSeq lists its product as uncharacterized. The coding region runs from base 1 to 1077 and encodes 358 amino acids. Gene Ontology annotation, molecular function: protein binding. The record is from RefSeq and is a predicted model, not a curated record. NCBI's taxonomy places the organism in Eukaryota, Fungi, Ascomycota, Pezizomycetes, Pezizales, Tuberaceae. The transcript is spliced from 2 exons.
AUGGGUGGAACAGUGUAUUUCGUCGUUGGGAUGGAUGACGGGAGCAUCACGUCCUUUUGUGCUAAUGAGAUGGGCGCGGCGGGCCUCGGGCUUGGAGGCGGUAUUGAAGGGUUUAAGGAUCGUGGGUUCUGGAAGUCAGAGAUGGAGCAGAAGAUGCAGCGAGACGGGGAGGUGGGGGAACGUCGAUUGGUCAAGAGCGAUUCGAGCGUUUGCAACUGGGGUUUCAAGCUCCCCGGGAUGGUGACCGGAACCGUUGUGAUUGAGAACGGGGAGAGAAAUCUGGAGGUUAUCGUGUCCUCCCUCUCCAACGCCUUUGCCCACCAGCGCCUGAGCAAGACGGCUGACUUCAUCCCACGUACCCGCCGUCCCGCGGGCUCCUACUUCGUGAGGUCCAACAUCUUGGACCAACGGCCAAUCCUAUCAAUGACCUGCUCCCCAGACAAGCGGACCAUAUUCUACGGCCUGGAAAAGGGUGUCGCAUUUAGACAAGUCGACAAUCAGGCGCACAUUAGAGAGGCCGUAACAGGGCUGAGAACCGACAUCUUCGCCGUCUACUGCCUCCCCUUGGAUGCACCCUCCCAUACUGGCUUCCUCGCAGGCGGGCGCGACGGCAAGGUCCGCCUCUUCGACGUGCGUGCGAACCCUCAGACCUGUGCGCCCAUCGUGCUCAACGUCGGCAGCGUCCGGCACAUCGGGGGUUUAAGUGGGACUGGGCUCGUCAUCCGCUGCGUAGACUCCUGCGCCAGAUACGACCUACGCAUGUCACAGGACAGCAAGGCGCCCGACGCGAAGAGUUAUGCCGCGUCCAUGUUUCGCGUCCCAGACGGCGAUGGAAGGAAGGGUGGCUUCGACAUCUACCAUGAGGUUGGCUUGGUCGCUGUCGAGGGCGGUGGCGUUGGCACUGGCCAUGGCGGCAGCGGCAGCAACGAGAAGGCGGUCUACUUGUUCGAUAUCGAUAGUAGCGAUCUCGUGGCCAAAUUUCCGCCUGGUCAGGUCAGGUUAUUGAAGCCGGAGGGGGGCUAUGGGUGGCCAGCUGUGGUGAUUUCUGGGGAGCGUGGGGUGGUCGUUUAUGAAUGA